This is a messenger RNA of Aspergillus bombycis, 915 nucleotides long. RefSeq names its product BTB/POZ domain-containing protein. The coding region runs from base 1 to 915 and encodes 304 amino acids. The record is from RefSeq and is a predicted model, not a curated record. The transcript has 2 exons. Gene Ontology annotation, molecular function: protein binding. Lineage: Eukaryota; Fungi; Ascomycota; Eurotiomycetes; Eurotiales; Aspergillaceae.
AUGUCAUCUACGACCGGAAACAUACGAGUUCCACACGAAGACAUCGAGAUCAUUUCGCAGAGUGAUUUCACUGUCCAAGCGAACCAGUACGAUGACGAAUAUAGCGAGAAGGUACCAGCACGAACCGCGUCAAUGCAUAUCAACAAGGAUACGUUAGCCGCCUCAAGCAGUUACUUCCAGGCGAUGUUCGGAAGGGGAUGGGCAGAGUCGAAGAGCAACGAGAUUGUAUUGAACGGCGACACUGUGAGAAGUAUGGAAAUAUGGUUUCGACACUUUCACUCUACUUUUAAUGCCAUGAAAGUGACCAAUAUCUCAGUCGCUGAUAUAUGGCAUGUCAUACUGGCCAGUGAUAAGUAUGAGUUUGAUCGACAACAGCUCCUUGAGUGGUUCGUCAAAUGGUACCGCAAUGAAACAGCCAUCAACAUACACCAUGAUGAAAAUGCCAGAAAGCUGAUGUUCCCUUGCUAUGCGUUCGACUACGCAGACGGGUUCCAGGCCCUGACAAAGAGCCUCGUGUAUGUGGCGAUCGGCCAUAUUACCGAGAUCAGCCCGAUCGACAACGUGCGGUUGCAUCUCCCGCCAAGAAUAAUCCAACAGUUGAAUGCCGCCAGGAGACGCCUGCGCAACGUCUUGGACCGGGAGUUAUUUGUGCAGAUCGAUUGGUUGAUUGAGCAUGGUUCUUGUAGCAGUAAGGAAGAAACGGUUUUCAAUUACCCCAAGGAGCUAGGCAGAAUCGGUGUUCAGCCACUGGUGGAGCGGUCAUUUUCCCGGGCCAGUGUUGAAUGCUAUCUCAAUCGACUGAGACGGUUCGACCAAGAACGAAUGUUGAGAGGAAUCUCCGGUGAUCGCUGUCUGCAUUGCUGUUUCGAUUGGAAAAAUGGUGUGGAAAGGGCGAUCAAAGUGACAACUGAGUAG